AUGGCUCGUCGAAGAAAUACUGAGGCGGACCAUGAGGAGUUCAUCAUUGUAAUUGGGGAGGUGGCUAGAAGUGCGACUCUGGGAGACGUGUCAAAAUGCACGUACUUCUCCGGGCACUGCAAGACUCCGGAGGCAACGAUUGCGUGGUCCGAAAGCACACCAUUCAGGAUGUGCAGGUACGAGACUCUCGGACAAACACAUGGCAGUCCCAGAACUCCAAAUGUUCUCGGAAAUCUCCCAAGAUAUGAGAUUCACGAUGCAGUUAGGUCUAAACAAUACGCUGGUAAGGACAUGACAGAAGGUCCAAAAGGAGUAUACCGCUCAGCUAGUCUUGGUGAAAAUGCCGAAAAUUAUACGGCAUGGUUUGGAGGAAAAGAGGUCGAGCACGACGAAUUCAUAAUAGUUGUAGGAGAGGUUGCAUCAUUUGACGGCGAUGCUACCAUUUCAACGUUAGGGGAUACCUCGAAAUGCUCAUACUCGUCUGGAAAUUGCAAAACGGCAGAGGCUACUGUAGUGUGGUCGGAAAGUUCUCCAUACAGAGCCUGCAAAUACCAGAAGAUGACUUCAGUUGAUGCGUUUAUCACAGAUAAACACAUAGCAGUUCCUGAACUGAAGAUGUUUUCCACUAUCUCCCAGGACAUGAGGUUCACGGAGCAGGAGGCUAAAAGUUGUUUAGUGGAUCUCUGGAAUCCGGAUUAUGUUCGGAUGAAACAAGAACAUCACCGACAUAAACGGGUAGCCUAUCUAAGAUUAGGAGGUCCAAACAACACAACCAUAGCCAUAAGCCUGGGAGAAAAGUUCGCAACGCCGUUAAUCUACAAAUACUUCAAAGUAGAUGCCCUAUAA
Caenorhabditis remanei is the source of this 846-nucleotide messenger RNA. RefSeq lists its product as uncharacterized. Bases 1 to 846 code for a protein of 281 amino acids. NCBI's taxonomy places the organism in Eukaryota, Metazoa, Nematoda, Chromadorea, Rhabditida, Rhabditidae. The transcript has 3 exons. The record is from RefSeq and is a predicted model, not a curated record.